AUGCAGCCCACAGCCACCAUGGCCACAGCUGAUGCCACCACUGCCACGGUGGCCCUGACAACGUCGUGGGACAACACCACUGGCCGUCCCACGGCCGAGCCCGACCCCAUCCUGGACAACUACGUGCUGCUGGUGGUGGUGAUGUCGCUGUUCGUGGGUGGCACACUGGUGGUACUGUCCGGGGUCCUGCUCCUCUGCAAACGCUGCUGGGAGGUGCACCAGCGCUUCAACAGAGCCAUGGAGGAAGCUGAGAAGACCACUACCACCUACCUGGACAAUGGCACCCACCCGGCCCAAGACCCUGACUUCAGGGGGGAGGACCCCGAGGGCCAGGAUGCAGAGACGGAGCGCUUCCUGUCCACCAGCUCCACCGGCCGCCGGGUCUCCUUCAACGAGGCGGCCCUGUUUGAACAGAGCCACAAGGCGCAGGACAAGGGCCGCCGGUACACCCUGACAGAGGGGGACUUCCACCACCUGAAGAACGCCCGCCUCACCCACCUGCACCUGCCGCCCCUCAAGAUCGUCACCAUCCACGAAUGUGACUCGGGCGAGGCCAGCUCGACUGCCACCCCCCACCCACCCGACACCCCCAAGGCCAGCCUCGCCAUCUUCCAGCCCCCGGGGAAGGCCCUCACUGGCCGCUCCGUGGGCCCCAGCUCCGCCCUGCCAGGUGACCCCUACAACUCAGCAGCGGGUGCCGCCGACUUCGCGGAGAUCAGUCCGUCUGCAUCUAGUGACUCUGGGGAAGGCACCUCGUUGGAUGCAGGUACCAGGAGCACCAAGGCUGGUGGCCCCGGGGCUGCCAUGGGUCCUGGGGAGGCAGGCUCGGGGGCGGGCACUGUGCUACAGUUCUUCACCCGUCUGCGCCGCCAUGCCAGCCUGGAUGGGGCCAGCCCCUACUUCAAGGUCAAGAAAUGGAAGCUGGAGCCCACCCAGCGGGCGGCCAGUCUGGACACCAGAGGUUCCCCCAAGCGGCAUCACUUCCAGCGGCAGCGGGCAGCCAGCGAGAGCAUGGAGCAAGAGGGGGACACCCCCCAUGCCGACUUCAUCCAGUACAUCGCCCGUGCAGGCGACGCAGUGGCCUUCCCGACCCCCCGCCCCUUUCUGGCCAGCCCCACCAGCCCGCCCCCCGCUCUCGGCAGGCUAGAGGCAGCUGAGUCAGCGGGAGAAGCGAGCCCCGAAUCCCCCCCGGAGCGCGGCGGCGGCGCAGGGCCUGAGCACCACCAGCAGCAGCCGGAGCCAGAGCUGGAAGCCGAGCGGGACUCGGGCCCUGAGCAGGCCCAGACCAGCUACCGCGACCUGUGGAGCCUUCGUGCCUCGCUCGAGCUGCACGCGGCCGCCUCGGACCACAGCAGCAGCGGCAACGACCGCGACUCGGUGCGCAGCGGCGACAGCUCGGGCUCAGGUUCCGGGGGCGCGGCGCCCGCCUUCCCGCCGCCGUCGCCGCCCGCGCCGCGGCCCAAGGAUGGCGAGGCGCGCCGGCUGCUGCAGAUGGACAGCGGCUACGCCAGCAUCGAGGGCCGCGGCGCGGGCGACGACGUCGAGCCGCCCGCCAUGCCCACCCGGCCCCGCAGCCCGCGCGCCUGGCCCCGCCGUCCGCGCCGCGACUAUAGCAUUGACGAGAAGACUGACGCGCUCUUCCACGAGUUCCUGCGCCACGACCCGCACUUCGACGACGCGCCGCCCUCCGCCGCGCGCCACCGCGCACGUGCUCACCCGCACCCACGCAAGCAGUGGCAGCGCGGCCGGCAGCACAGCGACCCAGGCGCGCGCGCGGCCCCGGCCCUGGCCGGCGCCCCGACCCCCGCCGUAGCCCGCCCCGCGCGUGCGCCUUUGCGCCGUGGCGACAGUGUGGACGGCCCGCCCGAUGGCCGUGCGCUGGGCAGCGCCGGCGACGACCCCGCCAUCCCCGUCAUCGAGGAGGAGCCCGGCGGGGGCUGCCCCGGCUCGGGCCUAUGCGUCGAGCCCCCGGGGGCGCUGCUGGACAAGCUGGCGGCCGGCCUCGAGGAGAGGCUGUUCCCGCUCCGCCUCGCCGAACCCGUCGUCGCCGCGGCCCCCGCGCUGGUCGCCGCCGCCCCCACGUCUCCCGACCACAGCCCGGCCUAA
This is a messenger RNA of Propithecus coquereli (Coquerel's sifaka), 2106 nucleotides long. It is a transcript of the gene CBARP, whose product is annotated as chromosome unknown open reading frame, human C19orf26. Gene Ontology annotation, biological process: negative regulation of voltage-gated calcium channel activity; negative regulation of calcium ion-dependent exocytosis. Gene Ontology annotation, molecular function: transmembrane transporter binding. NCBI's taxonomy places the organism in Eukaryota, Metazoa, Chordata, Mammalia, Primates, Indriidae. The record is from RefSeq and is a predicted model, not a curated record. The transcript has 9 exons. Bases 1 to 2106 code for a protein of 701 amino acids. Gene Ontology annotation, cellular component: secretory granule; plasma membrane.